ACUCGCUCCACCAUUCAAACAGACUCAACGGCAAACAUACCAACAAAUUUAAGUUAAAAAAUUCAAUCAUUUUUGUGAGUUUCCCGUUUUGCCCACAAGCCUCAGUACUCGCUGUCCUUUUCCUCUCGAUCUCCUCCGCCGCUCGAUCGCCGCCGGCGCAUUUUAGCAUCACCAGCCGCGUCAACACACCCGAUGGACGUCCGAAGGCGAUCGACGAUGGACACACCUGCCACCAAGGCCAGAAGUGGGCCGAUCAAAGUGAAAGUGGUGGACCACGAGAACGACGUCGUCGUUGGGGCCAAGGCCUCCGACGCCCUCCCGCUGCCGCUGUACCUGACUAAUGCUGUCUUCUUUACUCUCUUCUUCUCCGUCGUCUACUUCCUUCUCACUCGGUGGCGCGAGAAGAUCAGGACAUCCACCCCGCUCCACGUCGUGGACCUCUCCGAGAUCGUCGCGAUAGUCGCGUUCGUCGCCUCCUUCAUCUACUUGCUCGGAUUCUUCGGGAUCGAUUUCGUGCAGUCGCUCAUUCUCCGCCCCAACAACGACGUCUGGGCUGCCGAUGAUGAGGAGGAGCACGAGCGCUUGAUUUUGAAAGACGACGCACGGAAAGUGCCGUGUGGGGCAGGGCUCGACUGCAGCCCAAUUCCACAAAUUGCCCCUGUUGCUGCCGCCCCCAAAGCUGUUGCACAGAAGGUGUUUGAUAAAGAGGUAGUCCUCUCCACUCCCUGCGAUUUCACCACCCAGCCGUUGACGGAGGAAGAUGAGGAGGUGGUCAAGUCCGUCGUGGCGGGAACCAUCCCUUCGUACUCUCUGGAGUCAAAGCUCGGAGAUUGCAAGAGGGCGGCAGCUAUCAGGCGCGAGGCGCUGCAGAGGAUUACAGGGAAGUCUCUCACUGGUCUGCCAUUGGAGGGUUUCGAUUACGAGUCAAUUUUGGGUCAGUGCUGCGAGAUGCCAGUCGGGUACGUUCAGAUUCCGGUUGGGAUUGCCGGGCCUCUUAUGCUCGACGGCAGAGAGUUCUCCGUGCCAAUGGCCACCACCGAAGGUUGCUUGGUUGCCAGCACCAACCGUGGCUGCAAAGCUAUCAACUUGUCCGGCGGAGCCACCAGUGUGUUGCUGAGAGAUGGGAUGACCAGAGCGCCUUGUGUGAGGUUCAACUCUGCUAAGAGAGCUGCCGAGUUGAAGUUCUACUUGGAAGACCCCAACAAUUAUGACACCUUGUCCACGGUUUUCAACAGGUCGAGCAGAUUCGGUAGGCUUCAGACAAUUAAGUGUGCCAUUGCUGGGAAGAACUUGUACAUGAGAUUCACCUGCAGCACUGGUGAUGCUAUGGGGAUGAACAUGGUCUCCAAAGGUGUGCAAAACGUUUUGGAUUUCCUCCAGAACGACUUCCCUGACAUGGAUGUGAUUGGAAUUUCGGGCAACUACUGCUCAGACAAGAAGCCCGCCGCAGUGAACUGGAUCGAAGGCCGCGGCAAGUCAGUGGUCUGCGAGGCUGUGAUCAAGGGCGAUGUGGUGCAGAAGGUGUUGAAAACCAAUGUGGCGUCGCUCUGUGAACUUAACAUGCUCAAGAACCUUACUGGGUCUGCAAUGGCUGGAGCUCUCGGUGGCUUCAAUGCGCAUGCCAGCAACAUCGUCUCUGCAAUCUACAUCGCCACCGGCCAAGACCCAGCUCAGAAUGUGGAGAGUUCUCACUGCAUUACCAUGAUGGAACCCAUCAACGAUGGAAAGGACCUUCACGUGUCUGUCACCAUGCCUUCCAUUGAGGUUGGUACGGUUGGAGGUGGGACGCAGCUUGCAUCGCAGUCAGCUUGUCUGAACCUGCUCGGAGUGAAGGGUGCUAACAGAGAGGCACCAGGAUCAAAUGCAAGAUUGUUGGCCACUGUUGUGGCUGGUUCUGUUCUUGCUGGAGAGCUUUCUCUCAUGUCUGCUAUUUCAGCUGGACAGCUUGUGAAAAGUCACAUGAAAUACAACAGAUCAAGCAAAGAUGUCUCAGCUGUUGCUUCCGCUUAAGAACUCGAGGGGCCCUAACUUCACCGGCUUACAGAAGCCGAAAGUAUGGCCGGAAAGAUGUCGAAAGAAUAACGGCGGCAUGAAUCAGUUGUCGAUUUGGCAUGGGGAGGAAGAGGAUCGAGAAAUAAUGAACAGAACAAACGUACAGCAGGGCUUAUGAAAGAAGGAUUGUACUAUUUGUAUUCUUUUUUUUGUUUACUUUUUUUAUUUCGGUGUUAAUUUAUAACUUUUCAUGCCUUUGUAUGAAAGAAAUCGUGUAAAUUAUGAUGAAAAGUUUUAGUAGCAAUUAAUUCACUCGAAA
Messenger RNA from Malus domestica (apple), 2311 nucleotides. RefSeq names its product 3-hydroxy-3-methylglutaryl coenzyme A reductase-like. Lineage: Eukaryota; Viridiplantae; Streptophyta; Magnoliopsida; Rosales; Rosaceae. Gene Ontology annotation, biological process: isoprenoid biosynthetic process; coenzyme A metabolic process; sterol biosynthetic process. The record is from RefSeq and is a predicted model, not a curated record. Gene Ontology annotation, molecular function: hydroxymethylglutaryl-CoA reductase (NADPH) activity; protein binding. Gene Ontology annotation, cellular component: endoplasmic reticulum membrane; peroxisomal membrane.